AUGCUAUUACUCUUCUCGCUCUUCUCGCUCUUUUCUCACUUUUCUUUCUCACUUCUCUCACACCUCUCGAUUCUGAAGGAUAACUUCCUCCGAUUCGACCACUGGAGUUAUCCUUUUGGAAAGAUAACUCAACCCGAAGAUAUUUCGGGGCCUUGCCGGUUCUCGCGAUGGGGCUUUGUCAAUCAGCUUGGUGAGACAUGGCCGACCCUCCGAAUGUACUUUGAAGCUCCCGGCUUCUACGCCCGCGCUGGAGAAAUUCGGCAUGUGAAGCGCCUUGCAGUAACCCCGUUAGAGACCAUGAAGCGAAAGCUCCUCAAGCCCGAGCCUGUCCAUUUCAAGGCGACUUAG
This is a messenger RNA of Penicillium concentricum, 348 nucleotides long. RefSeq lists its product as uncharacterized. NCBI's taxonomy places the organism in Eukaryota, Fungi, Ascomycota, Eurotiomycetes, Eurotiales, Aspergillaceae. Bases 1 to 348 code for a protein of 115 amino acids. The transcript has a single exon. The record is from RefSeq and is a predicted model, not a curated record.